AUGGCUGCAGGAAAGAAGUCAGAGUCUGUAGAAAGUAAGAAACGUAAGAAGAGCAAAAGUAAGACACCGGAGGAGAACCAUGCGGAGAACGGGAUUAGCGAGCAGCCGGGGCCCAGUGGCGGCGGCGGGGAGGAGAAGCAGCAGGGGGCGCUCUUCCCUCCUACAUUCUCAGUGUCUGAGAUCAAGAACAAGCAGCGGCGACACUUCAUGUUCCUGAAGUAUAAGCUGGAGAAGAGGAAGGAGAAGCUUGCUCUAAGGAAGAAACGUAAGAAGGAAAGGGCGGCACUCGGGGACAAGGCUCCACCAAAAGCUGUUCCUAAAACCAUUGAAAAUCAGCGAGUCCAUGAUGAAACAACAGUUGAUCCAGAGGAUGAGGAGGUGGCUUAUGAUGAAGCUACAGAUGAGUUUGCUCCUUAUUUUAACAAACAGAUGACACCCAAGAUCCUGAUUACGACAUCUGACCGGCCCCGUGGUCGUUCAGUGCGGUUUACAGAGCAGCUAUCGUCUAUUAUACCCAACUCGCACGUGUAUUACAGGAGGGGCCUCGCACUGAAGAAGAUUAUCCCACAGUGUAUAGCAAAAGAUUUCACAGACCUCAUCAUCAUCAACGAAGAUCGAAAAGUUCCAAAUGGACUUGUGCUCUGUCAUCUGCCUAAUGGGCCAACAGCUCAUUUCAAGUUGAGUAACGCACGUCUGCGCAAAGAAAUCAAGAGAAAAGGAAAGGAACCAACGGAGCACAAACCAGAAGUCAUAUUAAAUAACUUCUCCACCCGCCUGGGUCACUCCAUCGGUCGCAUGUUUGCCUCGCUCUUUCCGCACGAUCCCCAGUUUAUAGGAAGACAGGUGGCCACUUUCCACAACCAGCGAGAUUACAUCUUUUUCCGAUACCACAGAUACAUUUUCAAGAGUGAAAAGAGAGUGGGAAUGCAGGAGCUUGGACCCAGAUUUACAUUGAAGCUGAGGUCUCUUCAGAAGGGAACAUUCGAUUCGAAGCAUGGCGAAUACGAGUGGGUUCAUAAGCGACAUGAAAUGGACAGCAACAGAAGAAAAUUCCACCUAUAAACAGCCUUUUCAUCGUUUGUUUAGAACUACAGAUCUAUACGGUAGAUUCCUCUUGUGUAGCGCCUACUGGUGGCACUGGGAACAAAACGCUAGAAGAGAGAAUAUUUUUUUAUUUCACUGGUGGAUGGAAUAGGAUUACGUGUUCCAUCCAGAAUGAAACCUUCUGCUUUGCGGAAUCAUUUGUACACAGCCCAAUGACAACUGCAAAUCCCGGGAUUUUUAGGCUUCCACCUCGGAAGGUUCUCCAGUUCCUGUUUUAUUACAAAGCAGUGUUAAUGUGACACUUCCUGUUGGUAAAUCAUAUAUUUAGUCAUUGAAAAUCUCAGGCUGGGUUCACAUCACGUUUUCUCCCAUACGGGAGCGCAUACGGCAGGGGGGGAGGGUGAAACCUCGUGCUCCCGUAUGCCUUUCUAUGCGCUCCCGUAUGUAA
Molecule: messenger RNA, 1492 nt
Organism: Hyla sarda
Lineage: Eukaryota; Metazoa; Chordata; Amphibia; Anura; Hylidae
Gene: RPF1
Product: ribosome production factor 1 homolog
Exons: 9
Coding region: 1-1062 (353 amino acids)
Biological process (GO): maturation of LSU-rRNA; maturation of 5.8S rRNA
Cellular component (GO): preribosome, large subunit precursor; nucleolus
Molecular function (GO): rRNA primary transcript binding
Source: RefSeq, a predicted model, not a curated record